AAAGGAUAUGGCUCAAUGGUGGCUUGUGAUGAUCCAAUGUGUCGUUAUGAGUGGUUUCAUUAUGGAUGUGUUAAUGUUAUUGAAAAGCCUAAAGGAAAAUGGUACUGUCCAGAAUGUGCACCAAAACAUUCAGGGUCUGAAAUGACCGGCAUAAACAAGGUGUAA
Messenger RNA from Loa loa (African eye worm), 165 nucleotides. RefSeq lists its product as hypothetical. The transcript has a single exon. The annotation marks the transcript as partial. NCBI's taxonomy places the organism in Eukaryota, Metazoa, Nematoda, Chromadorea, Rhabditida, Onchocercidae. Gene Ontology annotation, cellular component: nucleus. The record is from RefSeq and is a predicted model, not a curated record.